Molecule: messenger RNA, 2159 nt
Organism: Neurospora crassa OR74A
Lineage: Eukaryota; Fungi; Ascomycota; Sordariomycetes; Sordariales; Sordariaceae
Gene: acw-10
Product: anchored cell wall protein 10
Exons: 3
Coding region: 989-1735 (248 amino acids)
Biological process (GO): superoxide metabolic process
Molecular function (GO): metal ion binding
Source: RefSeq, a predicted model, not a curated record
GCCUGUUUCGCCUUUCUCUUUCCGCCCGCUUCCGUUGACUUGCUACGGUAGGUAGAUUUAGCCUCGAUAGGUUAAAGUGGUGAACUACGCCCCUGUCCUGCCUCGGCCGGCCUUUUAGGUGGCCCUCACCUCCAACUGGGGGGCCCCCUGGGCUUCGUGACCUUGUGCGUGUGGAAGCACCGCAGCAGAAAGCAGAACUAGGCGGGAGAGAUCUUCAUGAGUUCCCGCUUCCGCUUAGAACACAAGGACAUUCGAAAUUUGUUUUUGAUAUAUAAGAGGUACUACCAAGCUUAGCGCUCUCCUCUUUCUUUGGCCUCGCCAAGUACAAAGUUGUACGGCUCGACAGCAAUAGCAGAAGCAACAGCAAAAAGCAGGACACAAAAAAGCAACAACUCCAACAACGAACCAACUGCUUUUUGUUUUGGCGAAAUCCAACAACAACGAACGAAAUAACGGUUCCAACGGGGCUAGUUAGUUCAACUCGCCUGAAGAACCGGAAUUUGUUCACAUCCCACCCCCAUCCCACUUCAUCAAAAAAGGGGAAAACUUUGAUUGGAGGACAGCGACGUCAACGGUCAACCGGGUUGGUAACAACGCAUUCGGGUAUUUUCGAGGGUCAAGAAAGCAGAAACAAGAAAACGAGGUAUGUGUACGCCCCUGUUGUUAGUUUCACUGUGUUGGGUUGCACACGUGGAAAUUGGUCCUCCCAAACGCCACCCAAGGAACCGGGGACAAGGUCUUGAAUGUUUGUCCCUUGCAUGGAUGGACGGAAGAUCCUGACCAACGUUGAGUUCAGCUUUUGAUUUAAGUUGUCGUCUUCCUCUGCCUGUUUGUGUCUUUUGAUUCUUUUUUUCAAGCUUGUCUCAAUCAGUCACUCGCUCAGCAUACCGCAAAGAGGUCACAUAUAUUAACCUCGAGACACCGCAUUAGUCCAACUUGUCAGCAUUAUCAACCUUAUCGUCGAUUAUCGCCUCAACCACAAUCCAAAAUGCGUACCUCAGUAGCUCUUUCACUCCUCGGCGCGGCCGCUACCGGUGUUGCUGCCCAGAAGGCUCUCCCCACAGCUGCAGCUGUGACCAACAAUCCCUCUUGUCUCAUUGCCGAAGCGGUCCUUCCCGAGAACGCCUGGCAAAAGAACGGAUUCCCUAAUGGCGGCAACAUCAAGGGCAAGGUGGUAGCCAAGUCGGGCGAUGGCGGUGUUGGAGUGCAGUUCAAUGUUGAAGUGAGCGGCCUGCCUGAGGGUGGCCCUUUCACUUACCACAUUCACGCCAAACCCGUCCCCGAGAACGGCAACUGCACAGCAACCGGCGCUCACUUUGACCCUACUGAGCGAGGCGAGGACCCCGCCUGCGACAAGAGCAAGCCCGAGACGUGCCAGAUCGGCGAUCUGGCCGGCAAGCACGGCGCUAUUCCUGCGGGCAACACCACCUUCAGCGCCAGUUACGUUGACAAGUACGCCUCGCUCGUUGAGGGUUCAGACGCCUACUUCCUCGACCGCAGUAUCGUUUUCCAUUUCCCCAACAAGACGAGGAUCACCUGCGCCAACUUCAAGAUCACCGAGCCGGCUUGCGGUGCUUCUACCACUGGCGUUGCUGCCCCUACCGGAUCUACCACCGGAGGCGCGCCCUCACCGUCAGGCACACUACCUGUUGCAGCUGGAGCCAGCCUUAGCGCGAGUUCCAUGACCGGAGUGGCGGCUGCCUUACUGGGCGGUGCAAUGAUGUUGAUGCUCUGAGUUGAGACGAAACGUUAUCGGGAAUGUUUGGGGUCAAUGAUGGGAAAAUAGAUAUUGCCUAAUGGUCCAUUUCUGGAUCCAUCUUUCAAAUGGCUAUGGUUUUUGGUUCUCUGGUUAGCGAUCCGAUGAUUUAUUAUCUGGGAGUUCAGUUUUAUCCUAGGUUAGCGGCGCAUGCGAGCUCCUAAGCUACGUACCUGAACACAAACAUGUCCCUGAUUUUCUUUGCGUGCAUAACGAAUGCAAGCAGAAAUCGCCCCAACAAAAGUUUGUAAUAAUAAAGUUGAACUUGUCAAGCUAUUGCCGACGGUGACCCAUGCAAAUGCCGUGACGACAGCCUGAGGUUUUGACUGCUGUUGCAUGAUUAGAUGCUGAAAGCAAUUAUUUUCGAUUCGGAGUAGACUUUGCGGUUGUCAAGUCAAGAUCG